Glarea lozoyensis ATCC 20868 is the source of this 1053-nucleotide messenger RNA. Its product is annotated as oxidase. The coding region runs from base 1 to 1053 and encodes 350 amino acids. The transcript is spliced from 3 exons. NCBI's taxonomy places the organism in Eukaryota, Fungi, Ascomycota, Leotiomycetes, Helotiales, Helotiaceae. Gene Ontology annotation, molecular function: alternative oxidase activity. Gene Ontology annotation, biological process: alternative respiration. Gene Ontology annotation, cellular component: mitochondrion. The record is from RefSeq and is a predicted model, not a curated record.
AUGUUUGUUGCUAGGACAUCGACGAGAAUACCGCUUUCGAAAGGGACGGUACUGCAGGUUUCGAGGGUUGUGUCGAGUUAUGGCGGAUAUGGAAAGAGUUCUCUAUCACAGCCUCGUGCGUUCUCAACGACGAGGAGGGCGGGUUUGAGAGAGUACUUUCCACAGCCUGAGACGGAGAUGAUUAGGAAGACGAAGCCGGCUUGGGAACAUCCUGAAUUCGCCUACGAAGACAUGAAAACCAAAAUCUUCUACGCCCACCGCAAGCCCGCCGAUUUCUCCGACCGCGUCGCCCUCUUCAUGGUCCGCAUGCUCCGCUGGGGCACGGAUAUCGCGACGGGAUAUAAACACGACGUGGAGUCCCCGAAGAAGAUCGGUGAUGCGAAUGUGAUGGCGGCGACGAAACCGUAUAGCAUGAGUGAGCGGAAAUGGUUGACGCGGUUUGUGUUUUUGGAGAGCGUGGCGGGGGUUCCUGGGAUGGUGGCGGCGAUGUUGAGACAUUUGAAUUCGAUGAGGAGGUUGAAGAGGGAUAAUGGCUGGAUUGAGACGUUGUUGGAGGAGAGUCAGAAUGAGAGGAUGCAUCUCCUAACCUUCCUCAAAAUGGCCGAACCAGGCUGGUUCAUGAAACUCAUGAUCCUCGGCGCCCAAGGCGUCUUCUUCAACAGCAUGUUCCUCUCCUACCUCGUCUCCCCACGCACCUGCCACCGCUUCGUCGGCUACCUCGAAGAAGAAGCCGUUCUCACCUACUCCCUCGCCAUCUCUGACCUCGAAAACGGCAAGCUCCCCCUCUGGACACACCCUAACUUCAAAGUCCCCGAUAUCGCGGUCGAUUAUUGGAAGAUUCCCGAGGAUAAACGCACGAUGCGGGAUUUGUUGUUGUAUGUGAGGGCGGACGAGGCGAAACAUAGAGAGGUCAAUCAUACCCUCGGGAAUCUGGAUCAGAAUGAGGAUCCGAAUCCGUUUGUGAGUGAGUAUAAGGAUCCGAGUGUGCCGCAUCCGGGGAAGGGGAUUGAACAUGUUAGACCUACUGGGUGGGAGAGGAAGGAGAUUAUCUGA